Messenger RNA from Trichogramma pretiosum, 3396 nucleotides. RefSeq names its product ATP-binding cassette sub-family G member 1. The transcript has 9 exons. The coding region runs from base 767 to 2905 and encodes 712 amino acids. The record is from RefSeq and is a predicted model, not a curated record. Gene Ontology annotation, molecular function: ABC-type transporter activity; ATP binding; ATP hydrolysis activity. Gene Ontology annotation, cellular component: plasma membrane. NCBI's taxonomy places the organism in Eukaryota, Metazoa, Arthropoda, Insecta, Hymenoptera, Trichogrammatidae.
CGUGUACAGUGUGUGUGUGUAUGUGUGGAUCACUAUAUACUCUCUCUCUCUCUCCGUCUCGUUCGCGUUAUGGCUAUAUAGGAGUAUAUAGUAAUAUAGCAUCAAAGUCUCGACUCUCGGACUCUCUCGCGUAUACGGUCGCGAGCGAGCGCGCGCGCGAAGCUAUAUUGCAGUGCUUCCUCGUGCCUCGGAUCGGCAGUUUAAACGCGAACGCCGUGCCGCGAGCACAGCAGACAAUUACGCACGUAUAUCUCGUACAUGUAUAGAGACUCCUAGACCGAGUGCGCGAACUUCGUGAUUUUUUGUACAUUAUUAUUUAUUUUAAAUUCGUUGUGUCGCUGAUUUUUAAUUUGCCGCAAACGCGUUUAAAAACAAAAAGAAGAAGAAAAAAAGAAAUCUUUUUAGUGAAUAUUAUUAUCGUUUACACACACCUGGAGGAGGAAGCUGAGAUUUCUCUCGUUUUCGCUCUUGGCUUCUCUGUUUUUAAGAAAAUAAAAAAUAAAUAAAUAAAUAAAGUCGUCAUGGAUCUGACCGGUGAAGCCUGACAGCCUAGUGUCUUCUACAUAGUCUACUUGCAGCCUACGUGACUCUGCACGCGGGGUGUAAACAACUCGAAGGAAGGAUUACACUGUGUGUGUUUACGAGCUUUACAACUGUGACAUUUUCCUGAAGAGAACAACAAGAAAAAUAAGGCGAGCUAGAUAGACAAAACAAGCGAUAUAUAAAGGAAGCGGAAACAACGACAGACGAUAUCAACGCGACCAGGAUGACGACGACGAGCUGCGCCACUAAUCCGUCCUGCUGCUCGUCGCUGUCGUGCUGUCAGACGGCGAGCACGAGCAGCCAAGACGACGUGCACGAGGUCACGGAGACGGCCAUGUCGCCGGCCACAGCCACAGCCAGCAACGGAGGAGUCGCUGGCGGAGCCGUGGCGGUCGAGAUCGGCAACAUCAACAAUCCCAACGGGCCGCUGCUGCAGCAGGCCAACAACAAUUACUACAUAAUGCGGGAGAAGCACCAGUUCCCGAAGAGGCCCGAGAUCGAUCUGCAGUUUCGCAACAUCGGCUACAGGGUGAAGAGCUGGAGCAUGAAGAGUCUGAGGCCAGAAACCAAGGAGAUCCUUCACGGAGUCAGCGGCGAAUUUCGCGCCGGCGAACUGACGGCCAUCAUGGGACCGUCGGGCGCCGGAAAAUCGACUCUCCUCAACGUGCUCGCUGGUUUUACAGUCCAGGGCAUGAGCGGCGAGGUGCUGAUAAACGGCAAGCUGCGCUCGCCGCACAGCGAGAGAUUUCGCCGCACCUCGUGCUACAUACAGCAGUACUCGAUCCAGCGCACCCGUCUCAGCGUCGGCGAGGCCAUGACGAUCGCCGCCCAUCUCAAGCUCGGCUGCAGCAUGAGCUCGGCUUUCAAGCACGCACAGGUGCUGGAGCUGCUGGAGAUUUUAGGAUUAAGCCACUGCUACGACACGCUCUGCGGCAAGCUGUCGGGCGGACAGAAGAAGCGCCUCGACGUGGCCCUCGAGCUGCUCAGCAAUCCCUCAGUAUUAUUCCUCGACGAGCCGACGACAGGCCUGGACUCGGCGUCGUGCAGCCAAUGCAUCUCGCUGCUGCAGCGACUGGCCAAGACCGAGAAGCGCACCGUCAUCUGCACGAUCCAUCAGCCCUCGGCCCUGCAGUUCGAGAUGUUCGACUCGCUCUACGCGCUGGCCGACGGCCACUGCAUCUAUCGCGGCGCCAUACCCGAUCUCGUGCCGCAUCUCGCCUCGCUGGGACUGCACUGUCCGCCCUAUCACAAUCCGGCCGAUUUUCUGCUGGAGGUCGCGAUCGGCGAAUACGGCAUCACGACGGACAAGCUGAUGCGCGCCGUGGAGAGCAACGAGGAGCAGCGCAGAAUGAUCGCCCCGGCGCCCAAACCCACCCUGCCGGACGACGACGAUAACAGUGGCAAAAAAUCAUCGUCGUGCAAGAGUGAUGACAAUAUCGCCGUCGAUGCCGACAACGAUAAAGACGAGAAGAAGACGGAGGCGGAGGCGGUGGUGGUCGAGCAGCCGCCCACGCCUGCAGGCUUUCUCGCCCAGUGCUAUCUGCUCUACAAGCGUCAGCUGCUCAGCCUCAAGCGCGACUACUUCCUCCUCGUCGUACGACUGCUCUGCCAUCUGCUGAUCGGCAUGCUGUUCGGCUAUCUCUACAUGGGCAGCGGCUAUCGCGCCAACGGCGUCCUCGCCAAUUACGUCUAUCUCUACGGCUCGCUGCUGCUCAUCGUCUACACGGGCAAGAUGGCCGUCACGCUCGCCUUUCCGCUGGAAAUGCAGAUACUGUCGCGCGAGCACUUCAAUCGCUGGUACCGGCUCGGCCCCUAUUACCUGUCGAUGCUGCUGAUCGAGGUACCGUUCCAGGCGGCCUGCGCCACCACCUAUCUCGCGGUCAGCUACUGGCUGACCGGCCAACCGAUGGAGCUCGAGCGCAUACUCAUGUUUCUCAUUGUCAGCAUCGCGGCGAGCCUCUGCGCCCAGGCCUGGGGAUUCUUCAUCGGCGCGACCACUCCGGUCAAGAUCGCCGUAUUCACCGGUCCCAUCCUCGCCGUGCUCUUCUCCGUGUUCGGCUUCUGCAUACGCUACGGCGACACGCCCAAGCCCUUCCGCUGGCUCUUCUAUAUCUCGUACUUCCGGGCCAGCUUUCACAGCCUCCUCAUCACCGUGUACGGCAACAAUCGCAGCCAUCUCUACUGCGAGCAGGCCGACGACGACAUCAGCUACUGCCACUACAUGCAGCCGACCCAGUUCCUCAAGGAGAUGGAGAUCGUCCAGACGAGCGUCGUCAACAACAUCGUGCUGAUCGUGGGCAUCGGCGUGCUCAUGCAUCUGCUCACGGCGUCGGCCCUCUGGUGCAAGCUCAAUCGACGGUAGACAGUGGGCGAGAGAGAGAGAGAUGUUGAUGAUGAAUGUUUGCGUGAUUUUUUUUGUGCGCGUGUGCGAAUGUGUGUGCGUCGGAACGACGAACUUGUACAAUAGUUGUGUAAAUAUAUUUUUAUAUAAUGAUAUUAUAUAUUUAAAAAAACAAACAUGUUUCUGUUCUACUAGAUGUUGCAAUUGAUGAAUUUAGUUAAAGAAAAAAAAAUUUUUUUCUAAGGGUAUAAAGCGUAUUUUAUAAUAAUUGUAUUUUCUUCCAUGAUGUCGUUGUGAUGAUUGUGUGCUGUUUCGUGAAUCGCAAAAUGUCUUUCAAUGUUUUGUUAAAUGCUCCUCCAUGCGCGAGACGUUUUAGCCGCGACUUAACUGUCUCCUGUUUAUUUUUCAUUGCGAUGGCAGUAUCUCAGUAUUUUAUAAGUGAAUUUUUUUUUAAAGACGACUUUUGCCUUCCGAUGAAACGAAAAAAGAAACGAGAGAGAAAGAAACGAUCU